Neocloeon triangulifer is the source of this 1411-nucleotide messenger RNA. Its product is annotated as glycoprotein-N-acetylgalactosamine 3-beta-galactosyltransferase 1-like. Gene Ontology annotation, molecular function: N-acetylgalactosaminide beta-1,3-galactosyltransferase activity. NCBI's taxonomy places the organism in Eukaryota, Metazoa, Arthropoda, Insecta, Ephemeroptera, Baetidae. The transcript is spliced from 8 exons. The record is from RefSeq and is a predicted model, not a curated record. Bases 59 to 1141 code for a protein of 360 amino acids. Gene Ontology annotation, cellular component: membrane.
CAGAGGCUUUUGCAACUUGUUAACCUUGUGUGAAUUUUAAGUAUUUGCAACUUUUAAAAUGGCACAACACAGAAAGCAGGGAAAGGACAGUUCUGCGAUGGAGGGUUGUUGGUGCAACUGCUACUUUGUGUUCUUGCUGGGAUUUUUCAUUGGAAUCUGCAUGGUCGUGGCUAUCCGCAGCUCAAACAACAAAGGAGAGGCUAAGCCAAAAAUAUCAAUAGACACACUAUUUGUUCAAAAGCAGGUGUCCAGAAACCUCGGUGUAGCUAAACAAUUGAAAUUAAAAGCUAAAAACGUGCAAGGAUCAGAACUGGCGAGGAGAAUGCGAAUUCUGUGUUGGGUUAUGACAGCAAAACACACUCACAAAACGAAAGCACUAACUGUGAAGAGAACUUGGGGCAGGCACUGCGAUAAACUUCUCUUUUUCAGUGAAACUGAAGACCCAGAAGUACCAACGAUAAAAAUAGAUAAAGUGCAGCCUGGUCGAAGCGGGCUGUGGACGAAGGUGGUUGGUGCUUACAAAUACGUUCAAAAACACCACAGAGACGAGUACGAUUGGGUUCUACGAGCUGACGACGAUUCCUACGCAAUAAUAGAGGGCAUCAGAGAAAUGCUUCUUCCAUACAAUCCCGAAAAGCCGGGAUUCUUCGGCUACAGAUUCUUACCUUUCGCUCCGGCGGGAUUUUUCAGUGGCGGAGGAGGAAUUGUUUUAAGUAAAGCGGCUUUGGAUAGGGUUGUGACGAUGGCGUUUGACGGCAAACACAAAGACUGCCCAACCGUCGCUUUUUCCGACUCGGCAGACGACGUCAAAAUUGCACAAUGUCUGUACGCCGUCGGUAUUGUGCCGGACGACACACGAGACUUCCGAGGGCGCACAAGAAUGCAUUGCUACGACGUCGAUUUGAACGUGAAACCAGACGCCGUGGAAACAAUGAACCCGUGGUACAGGCAGAACCAGUGGUGGCCAGUCAAAGGGGGCCUAGACUGUUGUGCAGAGAACGGCUUUACUUGGCAUUAUGUUAUCCCGCUCCGGAUGUAUAUGAUUCAGUACUUGGCGUACUCCGUCCAGGUGGAAAACGUCGUUUUUUUCUCAAAAGCUGCCCAAAGCGGAAUAUCAAUUACCUCCGCUACUCAUCAAUAAGAUAUCAUACUUGUUUUAUUAAAAUAAAUCAUUUUUACUUUUGCAAAUAUUUAUUUGAUUUUGUAUAAAUGCCAAACGUGCUAACAAUAUUAUUAUAAAAAUUAUAGAAAAAUAGUUCAUAAUUUUUCCUCAGUGGCUUUCUAAUUUUCAAUGUCAGGGCAGAAAAUGUGAAUUCAAGUCCUUUUUUCUGCACAUGUUGAGCCUCUUAUCCAAGGUGUAUUGUGGUGGACAAAAUUUAAAUCUCAUCCAGCAUUGUUUUGCUUGUUCUGU